Danio aesculapii is the source of this 5551-nucleotide messenger RNA. RefSeq names its product collagen, type VI, alpha 1 (gene col6a1). NCBI's taxonomy places the organism in Eukaryota, Metazoa, Chordata, Actinopteri, Cypriniformes, Danionidae. Bases 161 to 3184 code for a protein of 1007 amino acids. The transcript is spliced from 35 exons. The record is from RefSeq and is a predicted model, not a curated record.
GUUUCAUUCUGCUGCGCGCUCGGAGCGGACGCGCUACUGUCCGCCACUGCAUCUCACAGAUCCUCAUUUCAUAAUUCAUCUGUAUUUAUAUCUCUCAUUCUGCCCUGUGUGUCCCCCCAACGCCAAUUUGCACGGUUAACGUGCAGUAAAAUCAGGAUCUAUGGCGCUUAAUGAAUAUAUAUUGACUGCUCUGUGCGCUCUUUGGGCAGGGAUCUUCGCUCAGGAUGUCUCCAGAUCCUCCUUCAGAGAGUGUCCUGUGGACUUGUUCUUUGUGUUGGACACGUCUGAAAGUGUGGCCCUCAGAGCCAAACCUCCAGAGUUUUACAUCAACCAGAUCAAGACCUUCACAAAGCUGUUCAUCGAUGAGCUGAAAGACCUACGCCAGCCUUGUGAUCGCGAUGUGACGUGGAACUCAGGAGCGCUGCACUACAGUGACGACACGGAGCUGGUCAUGGGAUUAGUCGACCUCAACACAAAACGCACUGACCUGAAAGCCGCCAUCGACAGAAUCAAAUACAUAGGCAAGGGAACAUACACUGACUGCGCCAUCAAGGAGGGCAUCGCUGAGCUGCUCAGAGCGGGUUCACAUUAUCAUGAGAAUAAAUACAUUGUGGUGGUGACGGAUGGUCAUCCUAUAACCGGAUAUAAGGAGCCAUGCGGUGGCAUUCAGGAGGCCGCCAAUGAGGCUCGACAACAUGCCAUUAAAGUGUUUGCUGUGGCCAUCUCACCUGACCAGGAGGACACCAGACUGUCUGUCAUUGCCACAGAUAUAAACUACAGACAGAACUUCACCGCUGCAGACAACUCCCGCUCCACACAAAUGAGCACUAUACGCUCCAUCAUCCACAUGAUUACAAACGAAACAAAGGAUGUGUGCUGCUCGUUUGACUGCAACGCUCCUGGAGGCCCUCAAGGACCCCCUGGAGAUCCAGGUCAAAGGGGAGAGAUUGGGAGACCAGGCAUGCCAGGAGAAAAAGGAGAUUUUGGGGCUCAGGGAAAUCCUGGUGAUCCCGGUCCAGUCGGUUACCAAGGAAUGAAGGGAGACCAGGGAAUAAGAGGUGAUAAGGGGGAGAGAGGUCAUAAAGGCUUCAAGGGAGACAAAGGUCAUCAUGGUCUCGAUGGCACUGAUGGACGUAAGGGCGAGCCGGGAUUCCCUGGACUUCCAGGCUGUAAAGGGUCACCGGGGCCAGAUGGUUUGCAAGGAGAAUCAGGUCCUAAAGGAGACCCCGGACAAUAUGGAAGCAAAGGAGAACGAGGAGAUCCUGGCAGAGACGGUGAACCAGGAAGACCUGGAAACUACGGACCUUCUGGGGCCAAGGGAGACAGGGGUCCUCGUGGGGCUAACGGCGAUAAAGGCGAGAGAGGAGAUGAUGGACCACCAGGACCAGAUGGCCCAAGAGGAGAAAGAGGCCUAGGUGGUGAGAAGGGUGAACAAGGGUCCCGUGGUAACAGAGGUCCCAGAGGCGAGCCUGGUGAACCCGGGCCAAGGGGUGAGCAAGGACGUGAAGGAUCAUCCGGAGCAAAUGGAGAGCCGGGUGAGCAAGGAAGAGCAGGGCAGCCAGGUUAUCGUGGCGAUGAGGGUCCUGCUGGGCCAGAGGGAGAUAAAGGGCCCAGAGGCAUCAAAGGGGCUCCAGGAGACAGAGGCCUAAUAGGAGAGAGGGGUGAAGAUGGACCUCCAGGAAAUGGGACAGAGGGUUGUGCUGGCUUUCAGGGUUAUCCUGGUCCAAGGGGAGAUGCUGGAGCACCUGGUGGAAAAGGAACCCCUGGACCCAAGGGAGAUGAUGGAGAGCCGGGUGACACUGGAUUAGAUAAUGACAGACUAGGACCACCAGGGCCAAAAGGAGCCAAAGGUCACAGAGGACCUGAGGGAAAAUCUGGACCACCAGGACCACCCGGACCUCAAGGAGCUGAUGAAUGUGAGAUUCUGGAUAUCAUCAUGAAGAUGUGCUCUUGCUGUGAAUGCACAUGCGGACCCUUGGACAUUGCCUUUAUCGUGGACAGCUCUGAGAGUAUUGGAGCUUCUAACUUUGCCAUCUCUAAGGAAUUCAUUGUGACAAUAAUGGACAGACUCAAGUUAAGACAGUUUGGUGCCAACGAGUCUCGUAUUGGUGUGGUGCAGUACAGCGGUGCCAGUGCUCAAGAGGUGGUACAGCUUGGUGACCCCAACAUCAAGACCCUGACCGACCUAAAACAAGCUGUGAAAGACUUGCGCUGGCUGGCUGAAGCCACAUACACUGGAGAAGCUCUUCAGUACUCGCUAAAAAACAUGCUCAGCAAGCUCAUCACGGAGAGGAGUGUGGUCCUUGUUCUUACUGAUGGACGCUCAGACACUAUCAGGGAUAAAGUGCCAUUAAACGUGCUGUGCGGCAAAGGAUUUAAGGUUGGUGGGGUUGGAGUGACGGAUUAUGCUGAGAGGAAACCCAAUCCGGAACAGCUUGAUGAGGUUGUGUGUAAAGAUGAUCCCAGAAAAGGCUUCUCCUUUGUCCUAAACAACUUUGGUUUACUUCUGGAUGACAGCUUCCUGCAAAACCUGACUGAGAAAAUCUGCGAAGACAAGAAGUGUCCCACAUAUACUUGUCCAAUUUCAUUUAUUGACAACACCGAUGUCCUUGUUAUGAUGGACAGCUCGGCCAGUGUUGGCGCCAAGAACUUCGAGAUGACCAAGGACUUCUCACGGAUGCUAGCUAAGCGCUUUUUGUCAGCAGAAAGAGGAAAUUUCCAGGUUCGAAUUGGUGUUGGCCAAUACAGCAACAAUGCCAACUUGGAGGCCGAAUUUUCUACAAACGCCACCCAGGUGGUCGCUCAAAUCGCAGACGCCAAGUUCCAGAAUGCAGGUACGCAGGUAACAAACGCUCUCAACUUCGCCAUCGAGCGCUUCAGAGGCGGUAGGACGAGGAAGAAGAAGCUGCUGGUGUUUUCGGAUGGCCGUUCUCAAGGUGUUAACUCCAUCCAGAUUGAGAAAGCUGUGGAGCAGGUGAGCAACGCGGGCAUUGAGCUGUACGUUCUGGCUGUUGGAAAUCAGGUGAAUGAAGCGCAUCUACGCACCUUAGUGAGCCGAGGCCGGCCUUAUGACAACACCUAUGCCUACCGCCAUCUUUUUAAAGUACCCGACUACCGCUCAUUGGUCACUGGGGUCUUUUACCAAACUGUGUCCCGCAAGAUUUCCCUGGAGACGAGAGGGUGAUUGGGUAAUGGGAGGGGGCGAGGAAUAAAGGGCAUGGGUGGCAUUAUAGCACAAGCUUUAAUUGUUUUAGGGUUUUUAUUUUUGUCUAUGUUUUUCAUGUGAACGAUGUAUCUGAACCUGAAAGGUUUUUCAUAGUCAUUUUAUAAAAGACAGUAAAUGAUUGUGUCAGAAUUCUUUAAAACAUUAGUAUUUUUAUGUCACUUAUGUCUUAAAAGUAAGGGGAUUACUCAAGAGAUGUUUCACAAUUGUUGGAGGGGGUUCUAGGGCUUUGACUAGAUAUAUGGCUGCAUUCGUUUUGCUGUCCAUGAAAUUAUUCAACACUCAAUCAUUCAACACUCAAUCAUAUGUUUACUAUCCAAUGUUGAGGGCACAGAAUUUUUUUUUCCCAGUGGUGAAUAGCUAGAAUCUGUAUAAUUCAGACUUAAGCCCCUUUCAUACAGUGAUACCAGUAAAUAUCCCGAAAAUUUCCGGAACGACUUUACCGGUAUAUUUAAAAAAAAACGCUAUUCACACAGGCAAGGACAUUACGGAUUUUUCCGGAAAAGGCCAUUCACACAUCCAUUCCAAAAUACCGGUAAAUUCUGACAUCAUUAGCCAGAAAUUACUUCUAAAUGGCUGCGCUUGUACUGUAAACAUUUGACUAUUACAAGCUCUGUGGAUGGAUAAGUAUUGUGAACAACUUUGAUGAAAGCAUAUGUCGAGAUGUUCAGAAUAUGUGUGUGCUGGUGCUAACUGGCUGCUUCAUGUGCACACGCAUCAAGCAACUGAAGGAAGCAGAGCUUGAAGGUAAACAAACAACGGCUUAUCAUAAGCAUUUUACCGAUAAUUUUUUACACAGUUGGCAUUAAGAAGGAACAUAGAAACGUUAUCUGACUAACAUCUAGCAACUAAAUGUGUCUGGAAAAAUAUUCAAAAUAUUUUAUUUUCAUAAACAGUGUGCAUGUGAAUGCGUCUGAGUGUUCUGAUUGGUUGGAGUGGACGUCUAAUGUCAGAGAGUUUUAAUUCCUUCAGCGUUCAAGCAUUCUGGCAAAUUACCGGUAAUGUUACUUCUUACUUCUUUUUCCGGAAAAUUGCCGUAACAAAUUUACUGGUAUUUGUAAAAAAGGGCCUGUUCACACAUACAGGCCUUUCCGGAAAAUUGCCGGUAAUUUUCCGGAAAGGUCUGUAUCUGUAAAAGGGGAUUUAGUCUCUUUAAAGUGAUAAUUCACCCCAUAAUAAAAAUGUGCUCACUAUUUGCUUGACCUCUAGUCGAUUUAAACCUUUUUCUUCGGUUGAACACAAUAUAGUAUAUUUUGAAGAAAGCUGAAAACCUGUAGCCAUUGACAUCUAUAAUAAGAAAAACAAAUCGUAUGGAUGUGAAUGAUUACAGGUUUCCAUCAUUCUUUAAAGUAUCUUCUUUUGUGUUCAACAGACGAAAGAAACUCAAAUAGGUUUUAAUCAAAUAAAGGGAGAGUAAACAAUCACAAAAUUUUUGGGUGAACUAUACCUUUAAGAACCGUUCAUGCCAAGAUAAAUAUCUAUAAAGAUAAUUACAGGAGUAUUAACAUCCAUUUCAAUGUACUAUUAACUGAAAUUGUGCUGUCUGCCACUUUAAAUGCACACACUUGUUAAAGCAGGAUGGAUUUUGAUUGGCUGUUCUCAUCGUUCAUAAGCUAAAAGAAAUAGAACUGUAUCUUUAUAGUUAUCCUUUGCAUGAAUGGUGCUUUAGACACUUGUUAGGCUCAUUUACACCAAGAAUGAUAACUACUGUAUAACAAUAACUAUAUUUGUGUCCAUAGAAACACACAAAAAUGUCAAUGUUAUUCUUUUAUUAAGUGCUUUAUGAAGUGCAAACUUCAGUUUUGUCAUCUGCUCCUUAAAAUGCAUGAAAUUGACAAAUAGGAUAGGUUUCGACUGAAAGUGUUUUGGGUGAUGUUGUCUGUGCUGUUAUUAUUUCAGCUGUGGUGUCCCUUAUUCUUUUAGACCUUAUCUUUAUUGUUAUCACUAAAGUUAUUUUUCUUGGAUUGAAUGAGGCUUUAUAAAUAAAAGUAGUGUAAUGCAACAAAAACAAAUAUUGCUCAGAGGGUCCAAAAUGAACAUUUUCUGGCGUUAAUUUUGGACCCUGCUUGCAACAAAAUCUGAGCAAUUUUUAAAAGUUUUUUUGUCCAUUAGUUUGUGAUGCACUUAUAGCAUUGAAAGUAAAACUUGAAUAUAAAUUUGGUGCUACCGAUGGAAACACUACACUAGCUCCUUUAAUUAUUCAAAUGCAGGUUUCUUCAGAAGUAUUCUUUACACCUUUAGCCAAAGUUUACCAAUGGGUUUCUCAUGUCAGAAAUGUAUUUGAGACUUUGUAAAGUUAUUUGAAAUAAAGGACGCUACACCCCACCA